Messenger RNA from Plectropomus leopardus (leopard coralgrouper), 2443 nucleotides. RefSeq names its product hydroxysteroid (20-beta) dehydrogenase 2 (gene hsd20b2). Gene Ontology annotation, cellular component: endoplasmic reticulum. NCBI's taxonomy places the organism in Eukaryota, Metazoa, Chordata, Actinopteri, Perciformes, Serranidae. Gene Ontology annotation, molecular function: oxidoreductase activity. The record is from RefSeq and is a predicted model, not a curated record.
UGGAUUGAGCGCCUUUUAGACCUGUAUCCAUUAAGGGAGUCCUGUUCACUCAAGAGCUCUGCUGCAAAAUGUCAUUCACUGAGGUGUUGGCCAUCAUUGGGGGAUUUACUGUUGUUUUGUACCUGCUGAAACUAGCCUGGGGAUGUUGGUGUGGAUUUAGACAGUUUGUUUUGUCAGAGUUUUGGCAAGUGGAUUUAAGGACAUACGGGCAAUGGGCAGUUGUCACUGGGGCCACAUCUGGCAUCGGUAAAGCUUAUGCCCAUGAGCUUGCCCGAAGAGGACUCGAUGUUAUUUUGGUAAGCAGAUCUGAUGCUAAGCUUCAAAAGACUGCCAAAGAGAUAAAGGAACAGUAUGGUCGGAAGACUCGCACCAUCCAAGUUGACUUCACAGAUGGCCCGAGUAUCUACCCUGCUAUAGCUAAAGAACUUCAGGGACUGGAGAUUGGGAUUCUGGUUAACAAUGUAGGAAUGGUUUAUUCUGAUCAUUUUGCCUAUUUCCUGGAAAUACCAGAUAUUGAACAGAAAAUCACUCAGCUUAUCAACUGUAACGUGCUGUCAGUCCCUCAGAUGACCAGACUGGUUCUUCCAGGCAUGGUUGAAAGACGGACAGGGCUGGUCAUUAAUAUCUCCUCUGAAGUGGCUGUCCGCCCGCAGCCUUUAUUAACUAUUUAUUCCUCCACCAAGAUUUUUGUAACAUAUUUCUCUCAGUGUCUGCAUGCUGAGUACAAGUCAAGGGGAAUUACAGUUCAGUGUGUUGCUCCAUUCCUGGUAUCCACCAACAUGACACGAAACAUGAAAACCAACUGCUUUGUGAAAAGUGCUCCUGACUUCGCCCGUGAGGCCUUGAACACUGUGGGUCACACUAGCUACACCAAUGGCUGCCUAUCCCACACGCUCCAGAACAUGGCUCUCCAUAUACUCUUGCCGGACUGGUAUCGAAUGUCAUCAUACUUCAUAAGAAAGCUACAAAACCUUGCAGAAGAAUAUCAUAAAAGCAUGGGCAAAGAAAAGGAAAGGCUAGUUGAAAAGGAAAAGUAAUCAAGUGUCUGCAUCUGCACAGAAGCUGGAGUUCUCACAGACAUUAAUACUAACUUUCACAGCUGAAUAAAGGUUCUAUAAGAGAUUAUCUUCACUAUACAUCAACUUCUAAAAAAACUCAAACGUGUGUCAUAUUGUAGCAAGGUUCCUGUAAUGAGUAGGCUACAAUAUACAUGUAAAUUCUGUUAUUUUUGUACAUUUAUUUAUUCUUUAUUAUUGCAAGUUUUUCUUUAUCUAUGGAGCAAAUCUGCAGCUGAGGGUUACAGAGUUUUAUCGUUUCUAUUAAUAUUUAUACUUGAUAAACAGACACAAUCUGUUUGUAUUGAAUUUAAGCAAUCUUUCAAAUACAUAUUUUCUGUUAAGAUUUCACAAUGUUACAGUAAAAAAGAUACCGAUACACAGAACAUUUGGCAUAUAUUUACUCCCAUGAUAACCAGCAAUUCAGUACAUCUGCAGAAAUGACCAUAAGUAUACAAGAGUCAGUGCCUUCAGGCCUUUUCAUUGACCGUUAACAACAACUCAAAAUGGAAGAUGCCAAAAAUCAUGCAUUCAUUCAUUUUUAUCAAAGUGUCAAGCCUUUUUUGGCUCAUCCCGCGUGGGACUGUUAUUUUAUAACCACCUUUCAUGCAAAUGUCUUUUCGGCAAUUUUCUAUUUGUGUUCUGUGAAAGGUCCAUGUGAGUGCUGCAACAAUACAAAACAAAACAUGACAAGGAAAAAGUAACAUUUUAUUCUAUAUUUUGUAAAUGGGAUAAAUUAACUGUUAUGUAAAAAUACUCUAUGGUUUCAAUCUUGAUUUGGUCUAAAUUAUUAUUGGUCCUUUUCUUAUUAAUUAAUUAAUAAUAAUUAAUUAAGACUGGAUAAGACUGGACUUUUUGGUGUUUUUUUGACAGUCGCCUUCAUGAAGCACAGCAUCCAAACGUAUUUUUCAAAAUAGCAUUUCCAACAGCAGCAAAUGCUGUUUGUCACUCUGAGGUCAAAUAUAUAAAACAGUUCCCUUUUUGAAGAAUAGAGAUGCAUGUUUAACAGUUACGGAGGACAUGUUUGUGAGUGCAUGGCAAACAAAAAUCAGAACACAUUUCAGCUUACCAACUAAAAGUCUUUGGAUCACUUGGUCCAUCAGAAAUGUGGAAAUGUAGGAAAAAGAAAGUUGCCCAAAAAAGAGGAGUUAAAAAAGAAAAAUUACUAUGCAUUAAGGGAUAAGUCAGAUUUUUUUAAGUAAUGUUAUUUGAGGUACUUAUCCAUUGUUUGUUUACUACAUACUAUAGUAGAUGUCAGUGGGCAUGCACCCAGUUUGGAGAAGCAGGCAGGAGCUCGACAUGGAAGCUAAGCAAUGUACUGCUGUAGAUGGGCGUCAGCAACAAAGUGUAUCUUAGCCACCUAAAUAAACAAACAAACAAAAAAUCAA